Molecule: messenger RNA, 987 nt
Organism: Meyerozyma guilliermondii ATCC 6260
Lineage: Eukaryota; Fungi; Ascomycota; Pichiomycetes; Serinales; Debaryomycetaceae
Gene: ZCF8
Product: Zcf8p
Exons: 1
Coding region: 1-987 (328 amino acids)
Source: RefSeq, a predicted model, not a curated record
AUGAAGCUUGCAUCAUACUACUAUAAGCGAACCCGCAAGGCCAAGACAAUAAUUGACUUGAUUAGGUCUUACCAUUUGCUUUAUACCGACGCAUACAUGAUGUUGAAUGAAGAAUUGAACGACCUAGAUUCGCGGUUAGCCGCCAACAAUUAUGUCGAGCAACCGGGCGACGGUGCAUUGGUGAUCAAAAACCAAUUAACUUUGUCAUUUUUUGUCAGAUGGCUUAGUUUCAUUCGUAUGGAGACUCGGUACUUUCCUUCACUUCGUUAUGCUUCAUAUUUGACAUCACAAAUCAAUCUAUUUGAUUUGGCAUUGCGUUUCGACAAUCAACUACAAGCGACCAGUGAUGGAACCCGUACAUUUUUUGAGGGUUUAAUGAAUGGGUCACUUUACUACAUCAGAAUUUUUUACCAUUGUCUUGUAUGUCAUGGAAUGUUGUUGUUGGUUCUCGUCAAUUUUUUACCUGCGGAACAUUUAGGUAUUGAUAUUUCAAUCACAGCUAUUGAUUACCAAUGGGUUUUCGAUGAGUGUUACACCAGCUACAAUGAAAUCACCCUAAGGUUAUGGAAAGCGCUGAAGCAAUGCCCAUUACCUCUAGGCUGCACAUCAGAAUUUCAAACCACCUGGCAAGUCAUCACCACUAUUCGGUCUUUAGUGGACGAAUUAUUGCAAGCACCAAGAGAUAGUUUCACCCAGCUCGUCACCUACAUAGACGAAAGCAUGGACAAUACCGAGGUGUGGCAGCACCUUCAUCGAGCAUUUUUUGGGUCGGAAUUGGUGUUUGUAGAAUAUGUGGAAAAGCUAUGGGAUCUCUUUGAAUACAUUGAGAACAAUGCAACCAAGUCCAUUCCCAUCACUCGACUGCUUGAAUUCAGUCAGCAGUUACUAGAGAAUAACCACGGACGAUCCCGAGGCAUCCCAUUAACUCCAGAAAUUGUGGAUAGUUUUGUGGAGCAGCAUUCGCGACCAUCGUACGAGACGGAAUAG